Molecule: messenger RNA, 2343 nt
Organism: Paramecium tetraurelia
Lineage: Eukaryota; Ciliophora; Oligohymenophorea; Peniculida; Parameciidae
Exons: 3
Molecular function (GO): protein binding
Source: RefSeq, a predicted model, not a curated record
AUGUAAUAUUAUUGCUAACUGCAUUCAUUACCAUAUACAAAAGUAUGUUUGUAACAUGAUUGUACAAGGAAAGGACCACUUUGUGAUAUGUGUAUUGAUACUCAUGAUUCACACAUGAUUAAAAAUUUGGAUGCUUACAUAAAUGAAUAAUUCAAAUACUUAAAUACUGAGUAUUAAACCAACAUAUUGCAGAAACUUGAAUAGUUAAAGGCUUUCUUUCAUAGCAAAAUAUCUUAAUUAUUAAUUGAUGUGAGUUCAAUAGAUGAGAAAAGAAAAAAAGAAUUGGUGAAAUAAUUAAAAUAAGACAAGAUGAGUGUUUAACAAUUCCAAUCAAAGUUGAUUGAAUUAAUUCAAAGAGAUCAAUUAAGGGAUAAAGAAUAUUUAGAAUCAUUUUAUGAAUAGAUUGUUGAUAUCGAAAAAUAGGUGAAAUAGACAUUUUCAUAAUUACCUAUAAGAUAAGCCCAGACUGCAUAAACAAGUUAGUAACCAUCACAGUCUUAGAGCAUUCUCAAUUAUAAAUCCAAUUUAUCUGAAGUCAAAGACAUUUCUCCAGAACUAAGUAAUAGAUCAAAUCGAUCCAAAGAACCAAUUUUCUAAUAAAAAUAAGCCAGCAUCUCCCCCAUAAGAAAGUAGUUACUAUAAAGGGAUUUAAUGCCAGUUGGAUCAUUUAAUAACUCAAAACUAAAGAAUUACUUCACAGAAUAAGAUUCUCAAUAGUCAGGCAGAAGCAGAUAAGACACAUAAAACUCAUUCAAAAUUACUAAACCCUUUGACCUGGAUAAAUCAUCGGAUAGAGCCUAAAAUUAAGAGAGCAAUCGAUCUAAAUAAAAUACAUACAAUUCAUCUUUUGAAAUACAAAGGCCAGUCGAACCUUUCAAAGUUAAUAAUAUGCAAACUCAGUCUAUAGACAUAUUAGCCAAGUCUCCAGAAUCUAAAAUAUUCGAUAGGUCUCCAAAAUCUCUAAAGUCUCCAUAAUAACAAAGUGUGUUCAAGUAUAUUUAGUAAGAAUAAACCCAUUAAACAGGCUAUUUUGCUAGUCAGAAGCCCUUAACUUAAAAUGACAAUAAAGGUUUCUUAAAAGAUAACAAUUCUUAUCCUUCAUAGGCUACAUCAAAGGAUGAGAAGUACUAGAAUAUUAAUUUCAUUCCUGCUACAAGUGAGAUCCUUAAUUAAUAAUAAGAAAAUUAUACAAAUGAGAAUAAUAAUUAUCCAUAUACAAUAUUUUAAGAUAACAAAUAAUCAAAUGAAUAACCUUAUUCUAUCUCAAAUCAACUUCUAUUUGAACCUAAAGUAUAAAAUAUCCAUCAAUAACAAAACAACAUUAAAUAGUCUACCUCAUCAUUGUCUAAUCUUUAAGGAUAAUAUAAUAAUGAUAACAAAUCAUAAUUAGAUUUAUCUUACAUUAGUUCAAAGUCUAUUGGUCCACCUUUGGUAAAAAUCACUCCAAAUUUGUUGAAUCCUUUGUCAAUAGAAUGUGAUUAAACAUUAAAAGGCCAUGAUAAAAGUGUGAAAUAUCUUGCAUUGAUGGAUACUGAUAAAAUUAUUUCUUGUUCCAAAGAUAAUUCAAUUAAAAUAUGGGACAAUCAUAGACUAUCAAGAAAAUUAAAGAUUACUCUAAAGGAACAUGAGGAUCAAGUAUUAUGUAUUGCAUUUUCAAAAAAACGAAUUAUUGCAAGUGGAUCUGUUGAUAAAACAGUUCGUAUAUGGAAACCAUGUCCACUUUGGAAGUAAGUCCAUAUAUGUGAAGGACAUGCAGAUAGAAUAAGAUGUCUGGAAUUCGUUGGAAACUACAUUGCAUCAGGAUCAGAUGACACAUAUGUUAAAUUUUGGGAUUUUGAAGGAAAAUUACAUAAUUCAUUUAAAACUAAUGCCAGAGUCAGUGCUUUGGCUGCUGAAAGGCAUAACUUAGUUAUAGCAAGUGGAAAAAAUAUUAUUUUAUAUGAUACAUAAAAAAAUAGUAAGAUUUUAGAUGUUAGUGGGCAUAACAAUUUAAUAUUGUGUCUAGCUUUGUCUAAUUCUUAAAAUAGUGGAAUUUUGAUAAGUGGUUCAAAGGAUAACCAUAUAAAAAUAUGGCAAUAUCCAAAAUUAUAGGAACUAAGAAAUCUUGAAGAAGAUUAUCCAGUUCAUUCUAUAAGUUUUGAUACUGAAUCAUAGUAUCUAUUUGCUGGGCUGAUGGGCUUUGAGCAAGAGGGGAAGAUUACAGUUUGGAAAUUAGACACUUAGCCAUAAAAAGUUUAGGAAAUUACUAUGAAUCCUUAUGGAUGCAAUAAAGUUCUUUCCGAUGGAAAAUAUUUAUACAGUGCCCACGAAAAUAAGAGGAUUGAAUUCUAUACUAUUAAUUGA